AUUUUCGUAUAAAUAUGUGUAAUGUUGAAAAGCUAAGAAAACAAAUCCGCCGAAUCAUAUCAUACGUAUGUAGCUAGCAUUAUUUAUACUAGUUUAUUUUGACUACUAAUUUGAUUUGUUAUUCCAUAAUAUAAUGAUGUUGUAUUUCGGCAAAGAUAAAUAAAUAAAUAAUUGUAACUCUAAAGCAAAAUAAUAAAAUUAAGUUUUUGGCGCUUUAAAAAUGAUGUCUACACAACAUAGCACUGAGUACACCGACAAUACAACCAGAAAGAAAUGGCAGCGUUGGUGCCGCCUCUGCGCUAAAUGUGAUGGUCAAUAUUUUGAUAUAUUCGUAAAGGAAUCGCAAACGCGAUAUUCGCAGCAACAGCUUGUCUCAACCAUAAAUAAAUGCUUUCAAAUACAAAUACAACCAUGCGAUGGGCUUCCAGUGUUAUUAUGUGCAGAAUGUUAUACAUUCAUUAAUUACAUGAGAAGUUAUACGGAGCAUGUUAUAAAGGUGCAAGCAAUGUACCAAGAUUUGUUACACUCAACUUACUCACCCGAAACUGAUGUAAAAGCAAUUUAUGAGAAAUAUGGCAUACUCAAAUUCGAACCUUACGUGCAACAGCAUUUGCCUGAAACAGUACGUACUACAACACCCACUGCCAUCGAACAAAUAUUUGUAAAGGACGAUCCAGUGUUAACUAUUAAAGCUGAAGACAUGGAAGAGUGGCAGACGACAGUACGAAAUCUAGAAACUGAAAUUAAAAUAGAAUUUCCAGAGCCCUUCGCAAAUAAUACUACAAGAAGUAUGCAAGAGCUGAGUGAAGAUAGUGAGGAAGAUACGGAUCUCCUUAAUCUGCUAAAGGAGUUUGAUCUGGAAACACUUUUUCUUUGCCUAAAAAAUGCUGGAAUAACUUUUCGAAGCUUAAAAUAUUUGUCGAAAGAAGACAUUGCGGAAGCAGUAAAAAAUAUUGGUCUUCGAGCAGAGUUUAGAGAAAAGUUAUUUUUCUGGCGCAAGUCAAAGUUUGGAAUAGAAGACGAAACGUUGAGCCAGACUUCAAAAGUUGUUGGUUGGCUAGAAAAAACCCGUCAGAAAGAUUCACCUUGUUCUUCAAAUAAUUCAAUAAGAAACGCAUUUGGAUCACAGCUUCUUUCAACAUUUUUAAACGAUAACUCAGCCGGAAAACAACUUAUUCAAUAUUAUGAGGAAUGGGCAUGUUUUACGAAUAAGCAACGCGAUGCCCUCAUUAAAAUAAUUUUAGAAGAUGUCAUGUUAACAAAGACAAAGCUUAGACCAGAACACUUUGCUAGUAUUGUGGAAGAAAUAAUUGGUUUAUUUCCCAAUGAAAAAGAGUGCCAGAAUUAUUACUACAUUCCUCGUCAAAGAAAAAAUAAACCCAUCAGGCAAGCUCUAUUCCAAAUAUUUUAAUUUAAAGACAAAGAUUAGAAAGAGUACGUGAUCCAUUAGUAGACGAAAAUGUUGAAGUUGACGAAACGCUGUCGUUAUGUUUAAAAACUUCGCUUCAAAAAGAUUUCAAUAACUGGGAUGAGGUUAUUGACAAAUGGCAAUAAACAUUUACAUUUCGGAAAAAGGAUUUGGCAAAGCUUUCGAAUUCUGAUUUUUUGCAAGAGUGGCUAAUUUUAAAAGACUCCAGAGCACCAUUUCUGAUUAAUCUAGAUUUCAAUUUGAUUUAUCCAGCAAAAGAUCUUUUAAAAACAAAGUGGGAUAAUUUUAAAACCAAGAUUGUGAACUACUACUAUGCCAACAUACGGAAUCAGCAAUCAAUAGAUCUUUUGAACCAAGCAAAAACGACGAAAAAAAUUGAUUUUCAAGACUACAUUUUUACAAUUCUUCUCAAUUCAGUUCUGCUGCCUUCAGCAAGAUUUAGUGUAGAUGGAAAUAAAAAAAGAAAGCCACCAUUAAAGAUGCUAAUGGAAGCUUCGUAUUGCACUAAACAACAAUUAGCGAUUACUCAAUACGAAUAAAAGAAAUUAUCGGUAAAUAUUUUUAUAAUCAAUUGACUGUACAGCCAUUUAUAAUUGUGGUAGGAGACUCUGAGGACGAUCUGAAAACCUGUUACAUUUACUUUGACAAAACUUUGUACAAACUAAAUUCUUUUAUUGAAAGUUUGGAUAUAUGCUUUAAAAUCUUUCACGUGUUUAAUCUUAAAUAUCCUAAGAUCUGCGAAAUGCCAUGGAUAUUUAUCCAAAAGUAUUUUUAUGAAUUAUAUUCAAAAUUUGAUUUAAAAAGUAAAAAUCUUACUUCAUUGUUAACACAUAUGAAUGAAAAAAAUUAAAUUUUGUAAAUUUUUCGAUUGUAAUAAUGUAUAAAUGUUUCAGAUGUUUUCAGUUAUUUAAAAGUGUUGAUGUGCUAAUAAUGCUAAUUUUAUGCUUUACAAAUUUUCUUUCACUCAUGAUAGGAGAUUUAAUUUCACCAGACGUGAAGCAUUGGAAACUGUUGGUGUUGCUAAUAGAAAUAGUAGAUUUAUUAUUUGAUUCUAGUUUUUCUAAUUUCGAUCUAGAUAAGUUAAAAAAUUUAAUUAAAGCACAUCAUCAA
Messenger RNA from Zeugodacus cucurbitae (melon fly), 2539 nucleotides. RefSeq lists its product as uncharacterized. The transcript is spliced from 8 exons. Lineage: Eukaryota; Metazoa; Arthropoda; Insecta; Diptera; Tephritidae. The record is from RefSeq and is a predicted model, not a curated record. Gene Ontology annotation, molecular function: zinc ion binding. The coding region runs from base 221 to 1411 and encodes 396 amino acids. Gene Ontology annotation, cellular component: nucleus.